Dovyalis caffra is the source of this 759-nucleotide messenger RNA. The record is from the annotation of a GenBank genome assembly. Lineage: Eukaryota; Viridiplantae; Streptophyta; Magnoliopsida; Malpighiales; Salicaceae.
AUGGACUGGAAGAGCACAGAGCAAGCAUCGAUGGACCUUCACGCACCACAUCACCCCUCCUCGUCCUCUUCUUCAUCGAUUCCUGCAACUGCAAACACUGUUUGGGCCGACGCGUCGCCUCUCCUUGAAGCCGCUUGUAAAGAAUUACGGGACGGUGAGCUGAUUCACGGGGAGAAUUUCAAUCUUUAUGCCGCAAUGUCUGCUUUAGAGAUAAUGGACCCAAAGAUGGAUUCCGGUAUCAUCAACAGGUACGCCUCUGUUGAUGAAGCGAUUGAAGAUGGAGUGGCUCCAGUGCCUAUUAGCUUUGACAAAACUACUGAUGUUCAGUGCAUGAUUGACGUUAUGGACCAUCUCUUAGCGUGUGAGGCAACAUGGCACAAGGGUCACUCAUUGGCACAAACUGUUUUUUCCUGCGCCUACCUUCUGAGACCAGAGAGGACAUCAUCACAUGCCAUAUUGCAUUCUUAUUGCAAAGUCAUACGUGCAACGUGCAAGGCAGUGAUUACCGUUGUCUCAGAUGCACGUACACAUGAAGAAGAGGAUCUUUUUACGAUGGCUUAUGGCCUUCCUCUGAGUGGGGAUGGAGAUGAAAAGUGCUUGUCGUUGUUAAAUGCUGUUGAAGAGAAUAUUUCUCGUCAACUGCGAGCUUGCAAAGCCCCAUCAUCCAAAAGAAAACCGUUAGAGGGUAUUUAUCUGAGAACAUUUUCAAUUUCACCAGAGGCAUUGUAUAUCACCGCUGAGAAGGAUUGGAUGAAAUGA